GCUCCUCUGGGUGCUGCCCAGCCCCGUCAGCCAGGGCUGAACCCCCACAGGAUGAGACCUGUGUGGGGACCAACAAUCAAAGCUACGCCUGUGAGAGAGGACACUGCUGUGGAUAGUCUCAGUGCUGUACCUACUACUGGGAACUCUGGUGUUGUGUUCUGGCUGGUGUGGACCAUCAUCAUCAUCCUGGGCUGCUGCUGUGCUGGCCACCACUGCCGGCCAAGCACCCAAGCACCGCCUACCGGCCCAGCAGUGGGAACAUGAAAUCAACCUGAUCGCCUUACCAAGAAGCCCACAGUUAGCGCUGCCAUUUUGUUUCAUGCCUUCCAGCUACAGCAGCAGCAGCUGCCUGUACAGUGUGGCUCUGUGGGCAGCAGUCCCCAGGUGCCAAUCCCACCAGGGGCCCCAGGGGGCACAGAGCAGCCCUUUGGGCCCAGAAGAAGCAGCACGUGACCUUCCACCAUCAUCGCUGAUCCCUAGUCCUCCCAACACAGACACGCCAGCCAACCCACAGCCACCAAAGCCCCUGGAACGGAGCCCAGUGGCUCUGUCUCUGCCCUGGGAACUGGCCCCUGGGGCCUUGCUGGACACAGAUUCCGAAUGUCAGGAGGAGCUGCUGAAAGAUUAUACCUGCGAGCAGGACGGCCCCCUUCCCAACAGCAAGGACAGGACGCCUGGCAGACAUCGCCACUUCAUGGGUGACUUGGGCAUUGAGGUGUGUGUGUGUGUGCAACAGGCGCCACCACAGUGAUGACCUCAAAGAGCUGAACACUCAUGGCCGAUGCUCUGGAUGGAGCCCUGGACUUCUACCACCGCUGCCAUGUGUGGCCCCUGGAGACGAGGAGGAAGGGCUCGGCCAGCCUCCCAAGGAGCAGGCCUGAGAUCCUGGGCACCCUCACCUGCCAAGGCCACCCUCAUGCCUGCUCCUGAAUACCACCAAUGAGCAGGACUCCCCAGACUCCCAGCAUAGCAGCUCCCCCAGCGAGAGCAGGCCCUGUCUAUACCUGAGAACUUGGCAAAGCAACCAGGGCAGGGGAGAAGCAAGAGAGAAGCAUAGGUGACUUGCAGAGUAGGUGGUAUAGCUACUCAGCUGUGUGUUUUUUUUUCCCUUUUACUUUUUUUGGCCCCUCCACUCGCAUUUUCCUACAUCUUCCGAUGCCUCACCCCUCACAGAAGCACAGUGUUGCGGAGGGCUGAGAAGCUGGUUCUGUGACUCAUUCCUCAUUCCCCACCAUCAUUUCCGUUUUCCCCUUUUCAAGUCAGACCUCACUAGCUGCUUAGGUCGGGGAGAUGUGUGUUUCCGAAGCCCCCAAGGAAGGGGGCUUGAGACUGUGCCCUGAGGUGAUGCUUAGUGGAGGAGGGGAUGUUGGCUCUGGUGUUGGCGUAAGACAGGGGUCCUCAAACU
Myotis davidii is the source of this 1405-nucleotide messenger RNA. Its product is annotated as WW domain binding protein 1-like. Bases 320 to 751 code for a protein of 143 amino acids. NCBI's taxonomy places the organism in Eukaryota, Metazoa, Chordata, Mammalia, Chiroptera, Vespertilionidae. The record is from RefSeq and is a predicted model, not a curated record. The transcript has a single exon.